Rhizoctonia solani is the source of this 2034-nucleotide messenger RNA. RefSeq lists its product as uncharacterized. The record is from RefSeq and is a predicted model, not a curated record. The transcript has 14 exons. Lineage: Eukaryota; Fungi; Basidiomycota; Agaricomycetes; Cantharellales; Ceratobasidiaceae. The coding region runs from base 1 to 2034 and encodes 677 amino acids.
AUGUGGUGCACUUUCAUUUUGAUCACACCUGCACCCAUACCUGUCUCCUCCACCUCCCUUGACAUCAGAUACCAUGGCAAUACCCUCAAAAUCACAGCCCACCACCAAACCAUCCAAACCACCAAAACCUUUCUGUCAAAUGCAGAAAGGGUUGUGCAGUGUGAGAACACCACAGCGUAUAAAUAUGCCAAGGCAUCCACACUUGCGUCUGCUGCCCCCUGCAAAGGACCCUGCUAUCACAACACAGACAACAACAAUGCAGACAACAACAACAAUGACAAUGACAACAAUGCAGAUGACAACAACAACAAUGACAAUGACAAUGACAAUGACAAUGACAACAAGGCUGGUGGUUGUGAUAAUGGUGGUUGUGGCUGCAGCCACAGGGGAUGCAGGAAAUAUAUUUAUGUUGCUAACAAGUUGGGCAAAUACAAAAGAUACAAGAUGCUUGAUUGCCCAGAAGGCAGCCUGAAAGGGCUUGACACUCUCAUGGAAAUGGAUGGACCCAGGAAUAAAGCCCUUUUAAAGGAUCCAGCAUGCAACCACUUGUACUGGUCAUGUGACCAUGUCCAGGACAAACAGCAAGGAUCCAUCAACACCCAGGUUUACAAGGCAUACCCAAUUAUGCAGUGGUACUGUGACAAUUGGGUGGUGAAAGAGUUGACAAUCUGCACACUUACACAUCAAUGCAACCAUCAAGUGCAAAUCAAAAAGGCUGGCAGGCAAGUUGCCUGGUGCAACAGACUCAAGGCACAACACAAAGACAAUCCUCAGGCAAAGAGAGUUGGGAAUGCUUGUACAACUAAGACAAAGGGCAAAGGAAAACACAAUUGGAGCCCAAUCCAUCUAGCCUCACCUAUCAAACCAACAAGGGAUCUUCAAAGGCACAUAACCAGCCCCACCACUCAACUGUUCCUGAGGAUCAGUCUGAUGACAGUGAUCCUGCCCCCAUUGCCAAUCCAACCAGGCCCAGACCCAGACCCAGGGACCUGUCAGACCUCAAAAUGUGCUCCCAGGGCCACUUCCAAUGAAGAGUUUGAUGACAAGCCAACUCCAGUUGUCAAACCCCUCAGUGCAAAACAAAGGGUGGAGGAUGCACUAGCAUUGCCAAACCACGCCCCCAAGAAGGCUUGCACCCAACCAGUUGAAAGCUCCAAGGACAAGAGCAUCAAUGACCCCAAGCCUUUGUUAUCAAAGUCAAAGGGGAAGGGAGUGGCUUGCAAGCAGGUGUGCCAGGUAGCCAAAGAUCUCAGCAACAAUGGGGAACCAGCUCCAGCCCUUGAACAUCUGGUGACAAAGCAGAAAGCUAAGGAGGCCCAAAAGGAACAAUUGCAGAGGAAGGUGCAGAAACGCCUUGUUGAGGACAACAGCAAAUCCAACCCAGCCCCAGCCAAAUUGCAAGGGAAUAAACACAUACAGGAAAUUUAUCCACCUGUCAGCUCAACACUUGUCUCCAGCAUGCCCCCUUGUCCUGCCAAAGUUGAAGAACCUGCAAGCACAGAGGAAGAGGCUACGCAGGAGUAUCUAUCACCUCUUGCACCCAGUACCCCAACUCCAGCUGCGGUCCCACAUCUUGGUUUGGACAGCCCUGAAGCCAGUACCUGCAAACAUUGCACUGGACUGGACAGCAACAAGGACACCCCAAUGCUUAAGCCUGCCCAGAAGAGAGCUCAGCCCAGCGCCUUACCAGCACCUUCUCCCCCUGCCACCACCUACAACAAAUCAGUUGAUGCAGGGAAGAAGUGCAAGACUCCACACAACAAGCCUACUGCCACCCAGGGCAAGCGCAAGGACAUGUACACUCAAAAAGAACAGCCAGCUAAGAAGGGUUUAACAACUGCAACCUUGGCAGGGGCAGAUGAGGAGAUGGUUGGACCCAGCGCAGCUGCUGAGUCUCAGGCAGCACCAAAGGGUAAACAGGGGCAAAAGGCAAAACAAGAGUUGAUCAAUGCUACAGACGCAUUGCUUGGGGAUCCAACCCCACCCGCUCCUGGAAGAAAGACCCAACAAGCUACCAGAGCCAAUAAGUGCUGA